Cucurbita maxima (winter squash) is the source of this 983-nucleotide messenger RNA. RefSeq lists its product as uncharacterized. The transcript is spliced from 8 exons. Lineage: Eukaryota; Viridiplantae; Streptophyta; Magnoliopsida; Cucurbitales; Cucurbitaceae. The record is from RefSeq and is a predicted model, not a curated record. Bases 39 to 815 code for a protein of 258 amino acids.
AUUUGAUCAUCCUCUCUCUCUCUCUCUCUCUCUUUCAAAUGCCAACUCCACUUAAGCUCACCAAUGGCGCCAUCCCUUGCGUCGUUUUCCCGGUGGCGGGUUCGAACGAAUUGCAGCCGAAGACAAUUUUCAGAGCUUCCCCGCCUUUUCGCGUCUCAAAGCCGAAUAACAUUUUUGUUAGUCGGAACCCUAGCAUCCGACAAUGCCUUAACAAUGCCGAAAUUAGCGCCAAUGAUCCAUUGAAAUCGGAAAGUGGCUUUUCCAAUCAUGAAACUGAAGGUUCGAUGGAAAAGAAUGAAAAUCAUAAAAAACAUCCGCGAAAAUCGAUUGAGGUGCUGGAUAAAUUGAGGAGAUAUGGAGUUUCUGGAAUAUUGUCUUAUGGAUUGUUGAAUACAGUCUACUAUCUUACAACAUUUCUUGUUGUGUGGUUCUACAUUGCACCAGCACCUGCGAAAAUGGGCUAUGUUGCAGCUGCUGGAAGAUUUCUCAAGAUAAUGGCUACAAUCUGGGCUGGAAGCCAAGUUACUAAGCUGGCAAGAGCAGCAGGAGCUCUUGCUAUGGCGCCGUUCGUCGACAGAGGAUUGUCGUGGUUCACAGUCAAAUACAACUUCAAGUCUCAGGGGAAGGUUACUAGAAACGAAACUUCUAUACAUUCAUUGCGUUUUUUGUUUCAUUUCAUUGAUGUUAUGCUCAAAGUUAACCCAUCUCCAGGCAGUUGUGGCGAUUGUUGGAUUCUGCUUAGGGUUGUCUCUCUUGUUAUUCAUUGCUGUUACUCUGCUUUCAGCAUAAGACAGGUUCUUCCCUUGGGAAAGUAAGUACUUUUUUCUCUCACAUCAUUCAUUACCCUAUUCCCAAUGAGUGUUUCCUUGUCCUCAAUAUUGAAGGCUAUGACUUUUUUUCUUCCUUAAAAUUAAAAUUUCCAAUAUUUUAAGAGAUAGGGUGCAGGUUUAACCAAAAUUUUAUCAAUGAGAUUGUCGUUAUUG